AUGCGAGAUCAAUCUCAUACCAACCUGCCAAGCAUUGAUGGGAUGCAGAAGCAGCCAAAAGGCAUCCUCAAAAACAGGCCAUGUUCCCAAGGCACCCCGCCUCAGACAUCCCCAACUAUCUCGGGCAGUACUAUAAGCCCCCAGCCUCCCAUCGACACCAAAGAGCUCACGCUUCAAAACACAUUACAAAAUGCGGGCCGCCCCACCACCAACCCCCGAUCUUCAAUAUCCCGCCGCCAAUCGUCCGCCUCACGCCCUAACGGCGGAAUCCACACGGAUGGUGGUGAUGGUGAAAACUCCCCCCGUCUAAAAUGGGACGAGGUAAACCUCUACCUCACCGAACAAGAGCGAACUUCAACCAUGAAGAUCGACGAGCCAAAGACACCUUAUGCCCCCCACUAUAACCCAGAUGACGAUGAGGAUGAUACCGACAUGGAAAUGGGUAUCGACACCGACGACCUAGCCGUCGAUGAGCUGGAUAUGUAUAGAACGCGCAAGCACGGUGUUCGUGACGAUGACAUCCCCGGCUUAGAGCUGGGGGAGCUGGAGGAGUCUGGGUGGGUGGAAGGGCCCCCGAGUGGGUCCGGUAGAAUUACACGAGAUAAUCGUCGCAUGAGUGAUGGGAGUUCAGGACGGCCGGGGAAGCAUGUUGUUGUAGGGGAGGAUGGGAGCGCGGACGACCGUGCUGCAGAUCAUCAUAGUCCGGAAGCCGGCGAAAAGCAUCGUGAUUUCGAGGAGAAGCGGAGGAAGCACUAUGAGAUGAGUAUGGUAAAGGGGCUACUUGGACAUCCCGAAGACAUCGACGCUCUUGCAGGAGAUGAUGACGAUGAUGAAAGCAAUGAACAACCCCCGCCCAUGCCAAAGAUUCCGAAUGAUUUCACAAGCACUCAGUCCCAGCGGUGA
Molecule: messenger RNA, 903 nt
Organism: Histoplasma capsulatum G186AR
Lineage: Eukaryota; Fungi; Ascomycota; Eurotiomycetes; Onygenales; Ajellomycetaceae
Exons: 3
Coding region: 1-903 (300 amino acids)
Biological process (GO): regulation of signal transduction
Molecular function (GO): protein phosphatase inhibitor activity
Source: RefSeq, a predicted model, not a curated record